AUGCAAGGCAUGUACAGCUUUUUCAACGAGCCGUACGACUUUCAGCUCGUUCUCGGGAUCACUUUGGUCGGCAUCCCUGAACUAUGGGACGGUGAGGAUUUGCUGCGCUAUUUGCGCACGUACAGCUUCAUGUUCGGCGAUGAGCUGGCUCUCGGUUUCUGCGGCGUCUCACUGAUGGAAGCCACUUCAGAAGAGCCUCGCCGUGCACAUCUGAUCUGCGACAACCUCAUUACCAAGCAGAGGUGCCUCCAGAUGCGCGUGAUGCCUAUUGUGGUUGCGGAUGACGAGGUCCCGGGCCCGUACCCCUGCGUCAUCGUCGCCAUUCGCCCUUACUGCUUCUGGGUUCGGCGCACUAGGGACAGCCCAGUGCUACCGUUCAUGUUUCCCAAGUACACGUCCCGUGAGGUGGUGGGUGAGGAGUUCGAGGCCAAGAUGCUGCUUAUGCCCAAUAACCAAAGGCUGCUUGUGGUGGCAACGAUGAUCGGCGCUGGAAUAAUCCCUACAGCAGCAGCGCCGGGUGGACCAACAACAUCAUUCGGUUCCACAACUUUGGCGUUCGCGGUUCCAUUGCAUCUUUCUCUUUUUGUCGUAAAAAUAGUACCUGUUGUGUACCCUUUUCAUCGAGUUGCGCUGUUCCAUCCGCUCGUAGACCGCCGACACUUGGACGUCUCAUCAGUGCUUCAACUCUGGUUGACCGAACUAUCCGGUUCCAGGGCUCAGCUUCUCACCGACCAGCUAUCGCAUUUGCACCGCGCCAUUUCCAACUUUUCUCCGCACCGUUUGGGCGUUUCUGACGACUUGAUAUACGCCGCCGACUACCGUGAGCUGUUCAGCUGGACGUGGCCUUGGAAUCCCUGCGUCUCGGAACAGGAGAUCGAGCGGCCCUGCCGCUCGCUCCAGGAGCAUGGGGGCGAGGGAGGUGCUCCCAUCCAAUUCGCUCGAAUCAAGCGCGGCGCCCGUCACACCGGUUGCAUCCGCUACGAGCACAAUCGCAAGCGCUGGGUCGUGGACCUGUCGGUUAACGGCUGCCGCAUGCAGAAAUGCUUCCACGAGAACCUAUACGGCAUGGUUGGCGGGCUGCAGGCUGCUCGCAAAUGGCGUCUCGACUAUAUCCGCAACACGCACAACGAGUUCGACAUCGAGGCUGAGGAACGCAUUGUGAACGAUCUUGUCGACAAGAUCGUCGCGAUGGACGACCUGCAGCGCGACGGGCUUUUGUGCGCGCUUCGCAAGCCGGUGCCGACUUACGAGCACAUCCUAGGCGCGCGCAGCCUAUGCGACAUCGUCGACGGGCGGUUGGCUGCAAUCGGCCAUUACAAGCCGUGA
Messenger RNA from Babesia bigemina, 1326 nucleotides. RefSeq lists its product as hypothetical. The record is from RefSeq and is a predicted model, not a curated record. The coding region runs from base 1 to 1326 and encodes 441 amino acids. Lineage: Eukaryota; Apicomplexa; Aconoidasida; Piroplasmida; Babesiidae. The transcript has 4 exons.